Messenger RNA from Oryza sativa Japonica Group (Japanese rice), 2517 nucleotides. Its product is annotated as IRK-interacting protein. The record is from RefSeq and is a predicted model, not a curated record. Lineage: Eukaryota; Viridiplantae; Streptophyta; Magnoliopsida; Poales; Poaceae.
CGUAACCUUAAUCACCAACUUGUCGGCUGUUUCUUUAACAUUGGUCGGUAGCAUGUAAUACACCUUUACAAGAUUUUUGGCAAAGGAGGCCCGAAUUUGAGGUGGUACUCCUACCAAUCAAGCAAAGUAUACACAAAGCAGCAGCGAAUCUACAUAAUGCAGCUAAAAGCAAAAAGAAAAGAAAAGAAAAGAAAGCCAAAAAAAAGCUCAAAAGAAAAGAGGGCCUUGCUUGCAGCAAGCACUGGCAAAUCUCUUCAAAUGUGCAGUUCCCUCCACCUCCUCAAUCUCUCUCUCAAUCUGUCACUCUCCUCUGCAACAACCACUCUCUCUCUCUCAAGAAUCUACUGUUCAUUUCCCCCUCCAUUGCUUCUCCUCACCCGUGCUCGCUUGCCUCGCUCUGCGUUCCAAGAAUCCUUGGGGCAAGCGAAGGCGAAGCAGCCUUUGACUCGCCUGACAUGGCCAUGGCGGCCGCCGCAGCCGAGGCGUUCGGCACGGCGGCGGCGACGUCGACGCCGCCGGUGCAGGCGACGCGGCAGGACGUGCAGGCCGCCAUCGCCAAGGCGGUCGAGCUGCGGGCGCUCCACGCCGCGCUGCUGCAGCGCGGCGGCGGCGGCGUAGGCGGCGGCGCCAGCGCCAGCCGCAGCCCGGCCAUCAUCCGCCUCCCGCCGGCCGCGUCCCCCGCGCUCUCCAGGGCGGGGGCGGCGGCGGCGGCGGUGGCCACCGUCGACGAGGACUACCCGGUGUUUACUCCGGCUUACGAUGAGGAGCAAAUGGCCGGACUCAGCCACAUUUGCCAGGACAACCGGAGCCGGUCGGAGAACUGGAGCGGCAUCGCGUUGGGCGGCGGCGGCAGCGGCGACGACGACGACGACGCGGCCUUCUCCGACUACGACAACCUCAACGCCUUCUCGUCCUCGAACAGCGAGCUCCGCUUCCCGUCGUCCACCGACCAUCACCGGCGGCACAAGGUCCACCCGGCGUUCUUGCACUCCGCGCCGUCGGCCGACCGUUUCCUCGCGUCGGCGGGGAGGGCGACCAUGGCCGGCACGGCGGAGCUGCUCAAGGCGCCGUCGACGUGCGGCAGCGCGUUCCGGCCGGCGACGAUCGGCCGGGACCACGGCAUCGACGUCGGGGCCCUCAAGUUCCUCGCCAGCAGCGGCGCGCCGCUCUCGGCGGCGGCGGCGGCGGCGCAGCCCCGGCCGGCGAAGCACAGAAGGGCGCAGAUCCUCUCGUGGCUCUUCCCGAGGGCGAAGAAGAAGGCGAAGCCGAUGUCGCCGAGCGCCAUCGAGCGGGAGAACAUGUCGCAGCUGCUCAAGGAGUGGGGGUUGCUGUCGCUCGACUCGCUCCGGCGAGAGCUCGCCGACGCGAACGCGCACCGCGACGCCGCGCUGCAGGAAGCCGCCGAGAUGAGGUCGUCCCUGGGAGAGCUCACCACCAAGCUCGCCGGCCUCGAGGCCUACUGCUCGGAGCUCAAGAAGGCACUGCGACUAGCGACGAGCUCAACCAGCAACGCUCAACCAUCAUCAUCCUCCAUGUCGAGGAGAUCAACGCGAUCGAUCGGAGCAAGCCAGGAGCUCCCGGGGCCGGUCAGCCAUGAAGCCAUGGUGGAAGGCUUCUUGCAGAUCGCCUCCGAGGCGCGGCUUUCGGUGAAGCAAUUCUGCAAGGCAUUGAUCCAGCAGGUCGAAGAACCUGACAAUGGUUUGAUAGAAAAACUAAACAUUCUUCUCCAACCUUACCAGCUCAUGAUCACUGACAACAAGCAUUGCUCCAAGCUGGUGCUGUACCAUCUGGAAGCUCUGAUGAACCAGGCAAUGUACCAGGACUUCGAGAACUGCACGUUCCAGAAGAACGGCUCGCCACGGUGCCUCGAUCCCAAGCAAGGAUCCCAGGAGAGCUUCGCCUCCUUCGUCGCACUGCGCAACCUGAGCUGGAACGAGGUGCUCAGGAAGGGCACCAAGUACUACAGCGAGGACUUCAGCCGGUUCUGCGACCAGAAGAUGAGCUGCAUUGUGUCCACCCUGAAGAAUUGGUCCCGGCCAUGGCCGGAGCAGCUGCUGCAGUGCUUCUUCGUCGCUGCCAAGUGCGUCUGGCUGCUCCACCUCCUGGCCUUCUCCUUCACCCCCGCGCUGACGAUCAUGCGGGUCGAAGAGAGCCGCGUAUUCGAUCAGAUGUACAUGGAGGACAUCCUACCUGACAAGCAGCAGCUGCACAAUCCUUGUCAGGUAAAGAUCAUGGUAAUGCCGGGGUUCUAUGUCCAAUAUCGAGUGCUCAAGUGUAGAGUGCUCACAACUUGAUAAGUAGCAUAAUUGAGAUUCAUGGCUUAGCUCUCAUUGACCAAUAGCUUGUGUGGUUUAAGUGUAACAAACUUUAUGUUCAGUACAAAGUACAGAAAUGUCAGUGUUGAACAAUAUGUUUGGGAGUAACUUAACAGGCCCAUAAUUGGGAUAAUCCUUAGAUAAUUAUUGAAAUGCUUAUGUAUUCCUCCAAUGGUAUGCUAUGAUCAACAAAAACAUUGCA